Cladophialophora immunda is the source of this 564-nucleotide messenger RNA. RefSeq lists its product as uncharacterized. The record is from RefSeq and is a predicted model, not a curated record. The coding region runs from base 1 to 564 and encodes 187 amino acids. NCBI's taxonomy places the organism in Eukaryota, Fungi, Ascomycota, Eurotiomycetes, Chaetothyriales, Herpotrichiellaceae. The transcript has a single exon.
AUGGUGCAGACUCAGCCGACAGGAACAUUCGUCCACCACGUCGCUCAAACCAUCAAACUUUGUCUCGAAACUCGCGAUGGGAACCUCCCGGACAUCGCAGAACACCUCGACACUCUCGCCCAUCAGCUGGUGGCCAACACUGAAUGGAUCGACACUGAAUCAGCGCACAAGAUCAGGAGUGGCUCGACGCUCGACUUGAAGCCGCUACAGCAGUGGCACAAGCCAGAAGAGCUCCUGGAAGCUCGAAAAGCUCGUCAGCUCAAGCGCGAUGCCAAACGCGCUGUUGGCCUCGGCGGCAAGUCGCCACGCCUGGUGCUAGAGUUUAAGGGGCGGGAAAUUGAACCUGCAGAAGGCGUCCUACGAUGGGUUCUGGUGAAUGACGCAAAACGGCAAUAUGUCCAAGUUUUCGACCCAAACAAUCAAGCAGAGAUUAGUUCUAAGCUCACGAAAGGGCAGUUGUACGAUGAACACGGCCAGCAAUGGCAGGACCGUUACGACAAGGUCCUCAUCAAACCAAACCCACGGGGUGUGAAUUUCGGAAGGUUUCUGUGGGUCAUGAAGUAG